GUCUUCAUUCACAUUAAUGCGCUCCUUGGCCUUCUCUCUUCACUUGUUUUCUUUCCCCUUUUUUUUUUUUCUUUUAAUUUUACCGCUCUGAAUCUGCGUAUUGCAAUUAAAAACACAUCGAAAAAAUGGCAAAUGAGAUACGAUUCUUCGAAUUAAACACAGGAGCUAAGAUGCCGUCAGUGGGGCUCGGCACCUGGCAGUCUGAUCCAGGUGUCGUCGGUGCUGCCGUGACUGCCGCCGUCAAGAUCGGAUACCGCCAUAUUGAUUGUGCUCAAGCUUAUAAAAAUGAGGAGGAGGUUGGUUUGGCUCUGAAGAAACUCUUCCAAGACGGCGUGGUGAAGCGCGAGGAUUUAUUUAUUACCUCAAAACUCUGGUGCUCUAAUCAUGCUCCAGAAGAUGUGUCAGAGGCAUUCGCAGGAACUUUGAAGGAUCUACAACUUGAUUACGUUGAUUUGUAUCUUAUACACUGGCCUGUUCGGAUGAAGAAGGGAUCAAUUGGCAUCAAGCCUGAGAACUUUGCCCAACCAGAUUUACCUCUGACAUGGCAAGCGAUGGAAGCAGUCUAUGAUUCUGGCAAGGCUCGUGCUAUUGGUGUGAGUAACUUCUCUACAAAGAAACUGGCGGAUUUGCUGGAGGUUGCACGUGUUCCUCCUGUUGUGAAUCAGGUGGAAUGCCAUCCUGCAUGGAACCAGGCAAAGCUUCAUUCAUUUUGUCAAUCCAAGGGAGUUCACCUUUCUGGAUAUUCACCUCUAGGAUCUCCUGGCACCACAUGGCUCAAGAGUGAUGUACUCAAGAACCCAUAUCUAAAUAUGGUUGCAGAGAAAUUGGGCAAAACUCCUGCUCAAGUUGCCCUACGCUGGGGCCUUCAAAAGGGUCAUAGCGUGCUUCCUAAGAGUACACAUGAAGCAUGGAUCAAGGAGAACUUUGAUGUCUUUACAUGGUCUAUUCCAGAGGACCUGAUUGACCAGUUUUCGAAAAUUGAGCAGGCAAGACUGCUCAGAGGUACUUCAUUUGUCCACGAGACCCUCAGCCCAUAUAAGACCCUCGAGGAGCUCUGGGAUGGUGAGAUCUGAGCAGUUAGAUGGACGACGGUGGAAAAUAUUGAAGGCAAAUGGAAGGAAUGGGACGUCACAGGAGAGGCGGUUGUUUAUGGAUAUUUCUAGCUGGCGUUCAUGAGCAACGACAGAAGAUUUUGCAUUUGCUUUGCGUGCUUGAAUUUGCAGUUAUAAACAAAAUUGGUGGUUGUGAUCGUGGUUCUUAAUCAUUUAUCAUUUACCAGAUUUUAUCCGUGAUUUAAAA
This is a messenger RNA of Populus trichocarpa (black cottonwood), 1299 nucleotides long. RefSeq names its product NADPH-dependent aldo-keto reductase, chloroplastic. Bases 126 to 1073 code for a protein of 315 amino acids. Lineage: Eukaryota; Viridiplantae; Streptophyta; Magnoliopsida; Malpighiales; Salicaceae. Gene Ontology annotation, cellular component: cytosol. The transcript has 7 exons. Gene Ontology annotation, molecular function: aldose reductase (NADPH) activity. The record is from RefSeq and is a predicted model, not a curated record.